Molecule: messenger RNA, 1260 nt
Organism: Frankliniella occidentalis (western flower thrips)
Lineage: Eukaryota; Metazoa; Arthropoda; Insecta; Thysanoptera; Thripidae
Gene: cN-IIIB
Product: cytosolic 5'-nucleotidase 3
Exons: 8
Coding region: 150-1058 (302 amino acids)
Cellular component (GO): cytoplasm
Molecular function (GO): 5'-nucleotidase activity; magnesium ion binding
Source: RefSeq, a predicted model, not a curated record
UGGUGCAUAUAACUGAUUCCCAUUUGUAAACAAAGCAUGAGCGCAUGCGCAGACGGUGCAGACGCAGAGGCAGACACCAAUCAUUUUAUCAGACCGGUGGUGGCGGUGCAAAAACAGUUUUGUGAAGAUUUGUAACCUGUUCAGUGAAAAUGGGUGAUAGUGGAGAAGCAGAUAUGAAGUUGCUGUUGGACUUGAUACCAGAGUUUGGAAGGAAGUGGGUUCAUGUAAAAGAUCCCAGGAAAGUUCGUGCUCUCCUAGACAAAUUGGAGUCUGGUGGUGUAAAUGCUUUGCAGGUGAUUGCUGAUUUUGAUCAUACUAUAACGAAGCAACAUGUGAAUGGUACACGCCACACCUCUAGUUUCUGUGUUAUAAAUAAUUGUAAUGGAUUACCGUCACAUUUUAGUGGGAAGGAUAGUGAACUCCUAAAAAAGUAUCUUCCCAUUGAGAGAGAUCCACAUUUAACAAAAGAGGAAAAGACACCAUUCAUGGUUGAGUGGUACACAAUGACUAGUGAACUCUUCCGUGGUUUUCCUCUAGAUUCUAGUGAAAUAUCAGAAGCUGUUAAAAAAUCUAAUACAGAGUUAAGAUCAGGGUUUCAAGAUCUAGUCACUACUCUUGAUUCACUUAAUGUGCCACUUCUUGUAUUCUCUGCUGGCCUGGGUGACGUUGUGGAUGCAAUUUUGAAAAAUCAUGGAGUGGCCAACAAAAAUAUCCAUGUGAUAUCAAACUUUUUAAAGUAUAAAGAUGGGCUUGUGAAUGGUUUCACAGCUGACAUUGUCCAUCCUUUUAACAAAAAUGGAAAAGCAGCUGAGCACACAAACUAUUUUCAGGAAAUGUCAAGUCGCCACAAUGUGAUCCUGAUGGGUGAUAAUCUUGGAGAUGCUGAAAUGGCUGAUGGUGUUCCCAAUACAGAUGCUGUAUUGAAAAUAGGAUUUUUAUACGGCGAUGUUGAUCGCCUUCUUCCCAAAUAUUUGGACCAUUUUGAUGUAGUUCUUGUAGAUGACCAGACUAUGGAUAUUGCAAACUCAAUAAUUCAACUCAUCAAAAAGAAAGCUUAGGACAGGACAAAGUUGCCUGCCUGGAUCUGAAUUGAAUCUACUUAUGAUUAUCUGUGUGAGCAAUCAUCUCUUUCAUUGCCUUCUUUUUUGUGUGUGUGUUUUAUUAAUACAUAUCUUUGGAUUUGACCAAAAGCAGGGCUGUUAGCUUGCGUGAUUGUUUGAUUAAGAAACAAAUAUAAAAACAAAUAUAAAUCAAACCUGA